Penicillium alfredii is the source of this 1173-nucleotide messenger RNA. RefSeq names its product putative transsulfuration enzyme family protein. Gene Ontology annotation, biological process: transsulfuration. The transcript has 2 exons. Gene Ontology annotation, molecular function: pyridoxal phosphate binding; carbon-sulfur lyase activity. The record is from RefSeq and is a predicted model, not a curated record. Lineage: Eukaryota; Fungi; Ascomycota; Eurotiomycetes; Eurotiales; Aspergillaceae. The coding region runs from base 1 to 1173 and encodes 390 amino acids. Gene Ontology annotation, cellular component: cytoplasm.
AUGCAGAACAUCCACCCGGCCACUCAGGCAUUGCAUGCCGACGAUCACCUGCACCUGGUCACCGACGUCGCGCCCCCGAUCCAUCUAUCCACAACCUUCCGAUACCCCAAUGAGCCCGAGAAUCUAGUUCCAUCCGAGGACUCGGCCGAAUUCAACGGAAAGAACUAUGUCUACUCGCGAGAGUUCGCCCCCAACGCAACUCGCUUCGAGGCAGUCCUCUCAUCUCUCCUGCACGGCCAAGCAGUGAGCUACGCAACAGGCCUAGCCGCCCUACACGCAGCACUAACCCUGCUGAACCCGCGCCGGGUAUCCGUGGGCGAGGGCUAUCACGGCAGCCACGAAGUAAUCGCCGUGAUCUCGCGGCUAUCGGGACUCCAGAAAUUGCCUCUCGACUGCGCAUGCGAGAGUCUAGACGCCGGCGACGUGAUCCUCCUCGAAACGCCCGUCAACCCGCUCGGCACGGCCUUCAGCAUCGAGGCGUACGCGCGCAAAGCGCACGCCCGAGGUGCUUACCUCAUUGUCGAUAGCACGUUCGCGCCGCCGGGCCUACAGGACCCGUUUGAGUGGGGUGCAGACCUGGUGAUGCAUUCGGGCUCCAAGUAUUUCGGCGGCCAUAGCGAUCUGCUGUGUGGGGUGCUGGCGACGCGGCGCGGGGACUGGACGAAGCAGUUGCUGGAGGAUCGCGUGGCGCUGGGGAAUGUCAUGGGGAGUAUGGAGAGCUGGCUGGGCACGCGCAGUCUGCGCACGCUCGAAGUGCGUGUGCAGCGGGCGAGUCAGAGCUCCGGGCGGCUGGUCGACUGGCUUCAUUGUGCGCUGAAGACUCCGUCGCCUGUGCCGGGCAUGGAUGAGCAUGUGAUGCAGACGGUUUUGCAGACCAUCUACCAUGCUAGUCUGCAGGAGGAGCCGUGGUUGCGGAGGCAGAUGCCCAAUGGCUUUGGGCCGGUGUUUGCUGUUGUGUUGCACUCCGAGGACUUUGCGCGCGCGCUGCCGAGUAAGCUCAGUUUCUUUCAGCAUGCUACCAGUCUCGGGGGUGUCGAGUCGCUGAUCGAGUGGCGUGCACUGUCGGACCCCCGGGUGGAUCGGAAGCUGUUGAGAAUCAGCGUGGGGCUGGAGAACUGGGAGGACCUGAAGAAUGACCUGCUUCAGGCAUUCAGGUCUCUUGCGGACGCAUAA